Staurois parvus is the source of this 516-nucleotide messenger RNA. The record is from the annotation of a GenBank genome assembly. Lineage: Eukaryota; Metazoa; Chordata; Amphibia; Anura; Ranidae.
UCGCCGCCAUACCUCAUACCUGUGUCCUUAUCACUGCCAUACCAGUGUCCUUAUCACCGCCAUACCAGUGUCCUGAUCACCGCCCAUACCCCAUACCAGUGUCCUGAUCACCGCCAUACCCCAUACCAGUGUCCUGAUCACCGCCAUACCCCAUACCAGCGUCCUGAUCACCGCCAUACCCCAUACCAGUGUCCUGAUCACCGCCAUACCCCAUACCAGCGUCCUGAUCACCGCCAUACCCCAUACCAGCGUCCUGAUCACCGCCAUACCCCAUACCAGCGUCCUGAUCACCGCCAUACCCCAUACCAGCAUCCUGAUCACCGCCAUACCCCAUACCAGCGUCCUGAUCACCGCCAUACCCCAUACCAGCGUCCUGAUCACCGCCAUACCCCAUACCAGCGUCCUGAUCACCGCCAUACCCCAUACCCAGCGUCCUGAUCACCGCCAUACUCCAUACCAGCGCCCUGAACACUGCCAUACGUCAUAGCCAGCGUCCUGACUAAAUAUAUAAUAUAC